Umbelopsis ramanniana AG is the source of this 1143-nucleotide messenger RNA. RefSeq lists its product as uncharacterized. Gene Ontology annotation, biological process: ubiquitin-dependent protein catabolic process. The transcript is spliced from 9 exons. Gene Ontology annotation, molecular function: ubiquitin binding; ubiquitin conjugating enzyme binding. NCBI's taxonomy places the organism in Eukaryota, Fungi, Mucoromycota, Umbelopsidomycetes, Umbelopsidales, Umbelopsidaceae. Gene Ontology annotation, cellular component: cytoplasm. Bases 10 to 1029 code for a protein of 339 amino acids. The record is from RefSeq and is a predicted model, not a curated record.
ACUCAUUAUAUGGCGUCAAAGGACAUCAGCACUUUACAAAACGCAUUUCCAAACAUCCCACAUGAUAUCAUAGAAACUAUAUUGGAAAGUAAUCUCGGUGAUGUUGACAAAGCCUUUGAUAGCUUGUUGGAGAUGUCGGAUCCCGACUUUCACAGCAAUGACAACAGAGCCAACGAUAUGGCUACCUCAACAGCACGACCGGCAUCACAGCGGUCGCGAGUGUCAUUUCAAGAGCCCGUAGAUAAUUAUGUACAGCCAACAAUCAAUCACUGGCAAACAAACUCUCCACCUAGCCGUAGAGCAUCUUACGGAGAGGACGAUCAGAUCAGAAAGGAUGCUGAACUGGCAAGAAAACUUGCAGCGGAAGAUGAGGCUUCAACUGCACAGUCGAACUCAGCACUGACCACUCCAAAUACUUCCUGGAUUAACCCUCGUGUUCCACCUCCGCCAGUAUUUGGUGGCCAACCAUCACAACCUUAUACCAAUAACCCUAAUGGCUACAAGCCGCUUGCUAGUUCUUCGCAUUCGUCAUCGAAUCCAUUCAAUAUGCAAGAUGCCAUGGAUCAAAUACCGGCUAUACACCAAACCAUAGUGGAGCAAAGUAACAUGGCCAAGCAAAAAGCUAAAGACCUUUAUCAGCAAUUGAAGACGAUAAACAUGGCCAAACAUAGUGAUCUAGUGAAUGGAGGAUCUGUAGUUAACGGCCGGCAGAGCAAUAAUCCGUUUACUAUUCCACGCGUACCAGUAGCUCCCCAAGCAUCUUUCAAUCCGCCACGGCCCCCGCGCCCAGUAGGAAAUAGAACAAGCACAGCACUAGAUCAAAUAAGAGCAGACGAAGAAUUCGCUCGAAGGUUGUCGGAACAACAAUAUCGUGAGUCUCGAGCGCAACCAGGAGGCAAUGCUAGCUCUAACCAGCCCGUGGAUCACUCAGGUGAUGCAUUACAAGCGAUCAAUCCAUUUCAAGAAGAUGAAGACACAGAUCCACCACCGUAUGAAAGUCAUCGCAACGAUAGACUAGUUCCGCAAUAGGUUAAAACUUUAUGUAAAUUGAAUCGCUUAUAAUUUUUAUUUUUCGUAUUGUACAAUAACAUAACGUCGGAGGCGUAGAAAAAAUGAGGGCUGAUUUAAUCGCACAUGAAUGAG